GCAGUGCAGCUCAGACGUCAUUGUGUGGAAGUGGCUGUGUGCUGUUUAUCUUCACUGCGAAAAUGCCGGAGUUAGCGGUGGAAAAUGUGGUCGUUCAUCCCCUUGUGUUGCUCAGCGUUGUCGAUCAUUUUAACAGGAUAGGAAAGGUUGGAAACCAGAAACGAGUGGUUGGAGUCCUCCUGGGAUCAUGGCAGAAAAAAGUUCUCGACGUCUCAAAUAGUUUUGCAGUGCCAUUUGAUGAGGACGACAGGGACGACUCGGUGUGGUUCCUGGAUCAUGACUACUUGGAGAACAUGUACGGCAUGUUCAAGAAAGUUAACGCCAGAGAAAGAAUAGUCGGAUGGUACCACACAGGGCCCAAGUUACAUAAGAAUGACAUUGCCAUCAAUGAGCUCAUCAAGCAGUACUGUACCAAUUCGGUGUUAGUCAUUAUAGAUGUGAAGCCCAAAGAUCUUGGUCUGCCCACAGAAGCGUACAUCUCUGUGGAGGAAAUACAUGACGAUGGAACUCCAACGUCCAAGACAUUUGAACACGUCACCAGUGAGAUCGGAGCGGAAGAAGCAGAGGAGGUGGGAGUGGAGCACCUGCUGAGAGACAUCAAAGAUACGACAGUGGGCACUCUGUCGCAACGCAUCACAAACCAGGUUCAUGGCCUAAAGGGACUCAACUCAAAGUUACUGGACAUCCGCUCUUACCUGGAGAGGGUGGCCGCAGGCAAACUUCCCAUCAACCACCAGAUCAUCUACCAGCUGCAGGAUGUCUUCAACCUGCUGCCAGAUGUAAAUCUACUGGAGUUCACAAAAGCCUUCUACCUAAAGACCAACGACCAGAUGCUGGUGGUCUACCUGGCCUCGCUCAUACGCUCUGUGGUGGCUCUGCACAACCUGAUCAACAACAAGAUUUCCAACCGAGACGCAGAAAAGAAGGAAGGACAGGAAAAGGAGGAAGGCAAGAAAGAGAAGAAAGACGACAAAGAGAAAAAAGACGAGAAAGACAAGGACAAGGAGAAAGGGGACGGCGCCAAGAAAGAUGAGAAGAAGAAGAAAUGAGUGCUCCUCCUCUGCGGUCUUCUCUCGGAUCACACCGUCUUCAUCUGGAUGGUGCUCUACUUUCUGCCCACAGGCACAGCUCUGUAUGUGGGUCUCAGGCUAAAAGUAGGACUCUAUAUGGGGAAUGGUGUCAUUUGAGAUUUGGCCUCAUGGUCACCAGUGGCACUCAAAGACUGUUAUUAUCGUAUCGAGAUGAUGAUGCUUGAUGUUCUGAACUGUGAGAACGUGUUUAUGCUGUUUCCACAGUUGCCAUGCUCCUGGUGUUGUGUAACACCUGGUAUUCCUUUUUUGUAAGAUUGAGGAAAACGUUUUGUUUCUGUAUCACUCAUUAAAUUGGGAUCAUAUAAGAAA
Stegastes partitus (bicolor damselfish) is the source of this 1400-nucleotide messenger RNA. RefSeq names its product proteasome 26S subunit, non-ATPase 7 (gene psmd7). Bases 63 to 1049 code for a protein of 328 amino acids. Gene Ontology annotation, cellular component: proteasome complex; proteasome regulatory particle. Gene Ontology annotation, biological process: proteasome-mediated ubiquitin-dependent protein catabolic process. NCBI's taxonomy places the organism in Eukaryota, Metazoa, Chordata, Actinopteri, Pomacentridae. Gene Ontology annotation, molecular function: metallopeptidase activity; protein binding. The record is from RefSeq and is a predicted model, not a curated record. The transcript has 8 exons.